Messenger RNA from Patella vulgata (common limpet), 3026 nucleotides. RefSeq lists its product as uncharacterized. The record is from RefSeq and is a predicted model, not a curated record. The transcript is spliced from 12 exons. Bases 213 to 1670 code for a protein of 485 amino acids. Lineage: Eukaryota; Metazoa; Mollusca; Gastropoda; Patellidae.
UCUCUUCUCAUCGCGGUUAGCUGUCAUCACGUUGCAAAUCAUUUUUGAGAUCAGUUCAUCUUUGGAAUUGUGACCGGCUUACCCAAGUCUGUGAUAUCCCCAUCUAAAUCUGUCCUAGUACUAGUUGGGUAUAAGUAUUCGAUCAAUACAGAUACAGAUUAAAGAAUCUCGGCUUGGUUUCACUAAUCAACAAAAGUUGAGAAUAACACACAAUGGCAGACUAUAAGAUAUUAGAUCCAGAAGACACCGUAGAAUGUCCAUAUGAUAAAAGUCACAUGGUUCGAGUGAGAAGGAUGCAAUAUCAUUUACUGAAAUGUAGAAAGAAUUUUGCAUCAACAAAAGACUAUAAAACCUGUCCAUACAACGCAACACAUGAUAUUCCACGACCAGAGUUCCGCUUCCACAUGAGUACCUGUCCAGAUAGGAGUGUAGUAGAAAAAACAAUACGCUAUGAGGCAGCUAAAGGAACAGAGGGCAUUGCAAGAUUAAAGGGCAAUACAGAUGUACCAGCAUACAUUUCAUAUGAAGUAGUUGCUACUGAAGACUGGGAUACUGAAAUUCCAGCAGAACCAAGAAUGGGGGUUAACCCUGAAUUCUUCUUGACACAGACAAGACGUAGUUUAUCUGGAAUGACACCUUUAGAAAAACGACAAUUCCACAGUUCCCUAGCACCAGACGUGAAGGAUUUAAAAUCACAGCAACAGAAAGGUCAAUAUCGUCCAGUAGGAAUGCAACCUGUAAAAGAGAAGGAAAAUAAAGUUAGAUUGCCGAAAGAAAAAUCUCAAGCUGAAGUUUUAUACGCAGCUCAACAGACACGAAUACCACAGCAGCCAUCAACUGUAUUUCAAUAUUCUCUUGCUAUGGCUGGUGUUGGUCGAGGUAGAGGAGUUGUGGCUAGUAAUAACCAACAUCAAGGAUUAGGAAGAGGAGCCCCUGUUAACCAGCCAGUUACAUCCAGUCCACAAACAUUCUCUAAUAAUGCUGGACGGGAUGAUCCUCCAGAUAGUAUUAAAUGCUAUCUUUUGAGCUCUAGGCCACGGAGACGAGGCGUCAAUAAUAUGAGUAACCAGUCAGGAAACUUUAGCGAUGUUAUUGAUACAGAAGACUUUGAACGAAAUGAUCAUGUGACAACUAAUUUAAGCAAUGGUGUGCAAUCGGCUACCAUUGCAGUGGCAACUUCCACGAGACCGAGAGGUCGAGGCAGGACUAACACACCUUCACCAACAUUUAAUAUGCCCAGUUCAGGUCUAGGAAGAGGUGAAAGACUACAAAAUGGAAAUCGUGAUCCAAUGUCAAAUGUGAUUCCGCCCAACAGUAAAUCGUGGGCAUCACAGGUUAAUGGUUCGAAUACAUCAACUUUUCCUAUAUAUCAGCCAGAGCCAACAGUUCCUUCUAGUUUCAAUGUCAAUGAUUAUCCAGCUCUUGGUGCCAAACCAAAAGGACACCAUUCAGCUCAUUCAGAUGAUGUAAGUACUGAUGGUUCUAACACCGAUAGUAAUGAGUUAUUAGAAAGUGCUAAGAAAGCUAAAAGAAUUCGUAAAAAACUAACUGGCAUUGCAAAAUUAGAAGAAAAGCAGAAGAAUGGUAUUAAAUUAAAUGCUGAGGAGUUGAAAAAAAUCAAUAGGAGAGAAGAGCUUGAAGAACAGCUAGCUAAUUUAAGUGUUAAUUAACAACUUGGAUAUCAGUCUCAAAUACAUCCAGUAUUGAAAAGAAAAAAAUACACAAUAUAAUUAAUUAUUAUACUACUAGUGUUAAUUUAUGCGGAAACUGUGUCUUACAUUAUGUUCAUAUUUAUAGAUAUACAUACAUAGGGAUUGAUGACACAAUUAUACCAUAAUUCAUGUUACAUUGGGAAAUGCUUAAUUCUUAUAAUUUUUUAUGCUGGUUAUUUGCUACACACAAAAUUUUUAAUAAGAUUCAUAGUAAUGUUUACUUAUUGUUUUUAACAUGAGAUUAAUAAUGGUAACCUUGUUUGCUUGUUGUUUGUUUUAACAUGACCUUUUGUUUUACAGAUACUGUUAAUAUUUUUAUCUAUACAGCUACUAUUCAAAAUUUUAACUUUAUGAUGUAUUAAUAUUUACCUUAUUCAUUGCAUGAUAUUUUAAAAUAGAUCUUAUAAUCUUAUAUUUUAUUAUCUAAAUUGUAGCAUUGUGUAUUUUAUAUAUCACAUAAGCUUAUAUUUUUUUUGAAUUUGCUUCAUUUAAACUAUAAUUUAUUAUUUCUAGACAAACUUAUAUCUUAUAAUUAAAUUCACCCUAAUCAAAUAUAUAAAUGAAAUUGAUUAAUUAUAAUUUAGAAAAUAUAAAAAUAUAUUGAAUAUGAAGUUAUUUAUAUCAUACAUUUGUAUUGUCACAUUUAAAUAUAUCAUUGAUCAUUUUAAAAAAAAGAGACUGUCAUGCUAUGUACAUUUCAAUGUUUUAUUGUAAUACCAUAAUGAGAAAAUAUUUAUUGAAAAGGUUUGUUAUUGUUAAAUGUCUAGUGCUCAGGGGGGGUUGGAUGGCUGAAUGGUUAGCGUGCGCGCGCUGUAUCAUAAAGUCUGUCAUUGAGUCGACUGGCGUGGUUUCAAAUCCCCGGUUGUACGUGACAAGGAGUAGGGUCGCCUGUCCAACCUCGUGGGUUUUCUCCGGGUCCUCCGGUUUCCUCCCACUGCUAAAGACCCCUAUGCGCAAGCGAAUUAUUGAAAUAAAAUUAAACCAUAUGUUAGUCCCGAAAUGACCUAGUUUGUGUUGAGUGGACGUUAAACCCCAUUUCUCUCUCUCUAGUGCUCAGGUUAUUAACCUUUUUUACUUGAUUUGUGGGUCUAAGUUCAUCUUGGUUUUCUACCCACUUCAUUAUUUCAUUAACAAUAUUCUGGCAAUUCCUUAAGUUUUUUUAUGUCAUCCUGUUAAAUAUUUUCAUCUUUACAUAAUUGCAUUUUUAACAUGCUAUUUUUAACUGUUAUUAUAAAAUUUGUUGAUAUUUUUUUUAGCAUGCUUUCAUUAACUGUAUAUAUUAUAUAUGUAUUAUAUGGACUGUUUUAUUAUUAA